Messenger RNA from Bemisia tabaci, 7795 nucleotides. RefSeq lists its product as uncharacterized. The record is from RefSeq and is a predicted model, not a curated record. Lineage: Eukaryota; Metazoa; Arthropoda; Insecta; Hemiptera; Aleyrodidae.
UGAUUGAACACGAAAUUUUGUUUUUAUUUACGAUUGGUGGAAUGUGUUCAAUGUCAUGAUGAAGAUUUGACAAUUCCGUGUCUUGUGAUAUGACACGUUAACCAUUCGUUGUGUUAUUUUCUUAUCGCAGUGUCUUUGCAGUCAGUUUUUUAAAUUAGCAAUUUCCCAGAUCUAGAGUAACUACUUCAAAUCAACCAGGAAUUAACUUAUCGUCAUCCUACACAUGUGUGAAUUCGCGAUCCUUAAAAUAAUUUGUGUGGCGUGAACCUUCUCAUUGCUGGAAACCCCAUCUCUGGUUGUUGGACUGUAGGCUAUGAUCAGCUUAUCACGGUGGAAUACUGACACCCACACUUUAACAAUAGCCGUUUUUCGAUCAAAACAAGAUGGCUCAUCAAAAAUCAACAUGUGAGACCUGUCAGCGCUCCUGUACAAACUGUGGGGACCAAAGCAGUCUCCAUCUGCAUGUUGAAAUAGAAAACUUGAAGCAAAGACUAUUGGAGAAGGAAAAUCACAUUGUAAAUAUGGAGACUAAUUUCUUGAAAGAAGCUGAAAAAUUUCCCAACGGGGAGCAUGCAGCUUUAACAGAGGAAGUAUUAAUGUGGCAGGAGAAGUACUCAAGGUUAUAUGAAGCGCACAAAAGAGUGCAAAAAGUAAACCAAAGUCUUGAGGAUAAGUUGCUGAAAAUUGUAGAUAAAUGCGAAACUGAGAAAAAUGCCUUAUCAACAGAAAUAGCCAAUUUGACCAGGAAGCUGGUCGAUGAACAGUUCUCUGUCAGUAAAUUACAAGAAGAUAAUGAGCGGUAUAAAACUGAUUUAAAUCUAGCCAUACAGCUAUUGCAUUGCAAACCUUCCAAUUUUGUGCCACAAAGACUAGAUGCUUUACCGAGUGAUAUUCAAGCAAAAGUUAGAUCACACUUAACUCCCAAGAGUAUCAGAAGAUUCCCUGAUGGAAAUGGCAACAUACAGACCAAGCAUGAAAUGAAAACAAUUAAAGUGCCAAUACCAACUUUUCCUCCCACCGCCAUGGUGUACUCUCUGGAUAAACCUACAAUUGAUAAGGAAUCACAGUGUGACGAUGCCUCGGGGAAACCACCUCAAUCUCCAGUUGAUAUUGUCUCAGCAGCAAUAAUGGCCAAAGUUUUAGAAGAGAGGGAAAGAGAAAGAGCUUCUCCGAAACACUGUCGAACGUGCUUUUGUUCCUCGCGCACCUCCCAAAACAAAUGCACCCAGACGGAUGAAAAUGAUAUCCUUUUUUUUACAUCUUUUGACUUUGACAACAAAGCAGUAAUGAAAAAUGGAAGUGAUAGUUAUAAAAAUCCUAGCUUUGAUUCGUUUGAAGCAGCACCUAAACUCACAAGACCUGGUAUUAAAUUUUCUAAACGGGACUCUAGCAAGUCUGGUUUUAGCGUCAGCAAAAUUAGUCAACAGCCUUCAAAUUUGUCAUCCUCUGAUGAAAAACUUAUCCAAGAAAUCAACAGUUCCUGCAAUAAUUGUAAUAAUAACAAUAUAAACAAUGGUAAGCAAAAGGAGUGUAGCAUUGGUGUGACCAUUCCUUCGGCGGACAAAUUUUCCGAUUCUGAUAAUGACUCUCCAUCGACAUCCUGUAAUUUGAUUAGUUUUGAUAAUUCCUCCUUGAGCUCAUCCGAAAACUGCAAGGAAAAUACUUCGACUAAAGUAUCUCCUGUCGGCCCUCGUCUUUGUUCAGUAAGAGUGCAAGCUGGCUCACAUAAUAUUUUGUUAGAUAAUGCUGUUAAUCCCUAUUCCACUCCAGUUCUGUAUCGAAGUAGAUUUUUCAACGAUGCAACCGAACCCUUAGUUCACUCAUCUCGAUCAAGAUCAACAUCCAUCUCUUCAAGCCCAGAAGAUGCAUCCAUUGUUCAAAGAAAACUACUCUGCGCUGAGACAGAAAUUUAAUUGUAUCAUCACAUCAUUAUUUUCCUUUGUCAAAGUGAAUUGAAUCAUAUCUCUAUCUGAGUGGGUCAGCUGUAGUUUUUGUAUUCAAUCAAAACUAAAUGUCUCAUAUUUGACAGGGACUUUAAUCGUAGCUUUGUGAAUAAUCCUGGAAGGAGGAAAGGAUGGAAGUAAGUUGAAGUGAAAGGGUGGCUGAACGAGGUUGAAUAAGAAAUGAAGGAAUUCUAGCUCCCAUGUCUCUGGCGACCAGGUAUUGCAGAACGCCAGAAAGCGCUGUAAAAGCGGCUCUUAUUUGUGUAUUAAUUCUUUCAAGAUUGGUUAAAGCUGUUCGCAAGAUACUAAUUUCUUACUCGAAUUGAUAAAUUCACUCUUAUGAUUGAACAAAAUGUACAUCUGACCCAGUCGGUGUUUCUGAUAUGCAUUUGUAUUAUAAAAAUUGUGGUGCUAAGUGUCACUAAUUGCCUCAGUCAUUUACUUUUUGUACCUUUGGGGCAACAAAAAGUUUACCAUCUGAAGUAACUGAUAGGAAGAAACGUGCUAUAGUUUUUCCCUGAUUAAUAUUGGCAAGGAUGAAAGCAAGAAAAGGAGCCUUUUUUAACUUAUUUUCCGAUUGCACUAUUCAUAGACCUUUCUGCUCAUUUUAUGUAUAGUUAUGCUGUGUCUUGACAACUGGAUUUAGAGCUCAAAAUUGGUCCUACCAAGAGUAUCAUUUAAACUUGUCAGGAAGGUAGUAACGGGGUUAUAAAAAACGUAUUUACUUCGUUUUAAACAUUAAAAGAAGCCCAAGUAGUAUCAAUUCUCAAGAUAUUUCCCCGAUUAUUAUGCUUCUCUCACUUUCCCAAGAAACGAUUUCUUUCUGAGAAAGGAGUAUUCACUUUGGUGCUUUUUUUAACCUAAAUAGCCCGUAUGAAGGAAAAUUGCACUUAUUUUUCUAUCUUGAAGCUGUCAUUUGAACAGACACUUCCUUUAAGGUUAUGAACCAGUCAAAAUGAGGUAUGUAAAAGGACAGUUGAGGAAAUAAAAAUGUGAUCCUUCUGGUUAACAUCCGGCUUACAUUUAUAUUUCAAGUGUGUAGGGCUUGGCAAAUCAACGAGAUACUGGAAUUUUUUUUUUUUUUUUGUAGCUUCUGAGAUGUUAAUGAAAAAUCAUCUUUCAGUCAUAAAUUAUGUCCUCAAUUUCAGACCCUUGUCUCAGCCCUAAUUCUUGGUCAUCCCUAAUGCUAUCCUACAAUACAGGGACCUGUAUUGUCUCCUAGAGUGAUUAUCUGAAAGAUCAACUUGAAACAUUUUUCCACCAGAUUCCUAAAGUCUUAAUUGAUGUAAAGAAAGUUUUUCUCUUCUGUUUAACUUUUUUUCAAACUUUAAUCUAUGACCUCUGAAAAUUUGGUUUAAUAUCUGCCCCAGUUUUUUGACAGAAAACGUUUAAUUUGAGCCAUCAUAACCAUAUUUAAGUAUUGGAUUCAGAAUUUUUGUCUUUAAUGCAGCAGUUUUGUCUUCCAUGUUCCGAAAAACUGACCAUAAGUAAUCUGAGUCCUGUUCUGAAUUAAUUAGCAACAUUAUCUUGCUUCCCCCCCCUCCCAAAAAAAAAAAAACUGACUGGGCUCUCUGUAUUUUGUAAUCAAAUGAAUCUUCUACCUAAAUGAGGCCGGCUAAAUUUUUACACAGCCAAAAAUUGUAAAGCCAUCAGGUUGGUAGGAUAAAUUUUCUACCGUUGAAUAUAAUUCACAUCAAAUGUCGUAAACUGGCCUCUAGGUUGUUUGAAUGCAACAGAGUGAAAAAUUGCAAUCUUUGAAAUUUUACGGAUCGAAAAAGAUUGUAGUGAUUACCUAUUAAAGUCUAGUAAUAUUAGAACGGAUUUAAUUGGAAUCAGCCUAUCUGUAUAUCACAUCACCUAACUUUCUCUUUCGUUUUAUUUUUUUGACAGAACUAAACUAGUUAACGCCCCUAAACUCUCUGUGAAAUAACCAUGUACGAGUACCAUGAAGUACCUAGAAAAUUUCAAGUUUCAAUAUUGCUUAGUUUUCUGCUCAAAAAAUAAAGAAUUAGAAGAAAUUCGACAACGUCCAGUUUAGCUAGGCGGAUUUCAGUUAAAUCCGUCCAUCUGACUGUUAUAAAGUGUGAUACUAAGUACUAGAUUUGCAUAGUAGUAUGCACGCUUUCGAUAAUAUGUAUUAGACUUAUCGAUCGUAAAACUGCAGAAAUGCCUGUCUCACUUAGUGGCAUUGUACUCUGCCUGUCAUAUUUUAUUUUCUUCACAGAAAACUAUGUUACGUCAUCUCUUGAAACCUUUUGUGAGUUUCCUUCUCUUUGCAAAGAAUAUUCUGUAAAAAUUUCAAGCCAGGAUGUUGGCUUGAUCUCCUUUUAAAAAGUAAAAUAGGAACGAAGAUUUUGAAAAAUCGCAACUGAGAUACGCAUUUGCAAAGUUUCACUGUUGACAUGUGCAAUUUUACAGACAUACUAGUUUUGACAAAUGAUUUCUUGAGGAUCAUUUGUGUACUUGAAUCCAGUAACUGUCACAAUUCUGUUUUUCUUUGCAAAACCAGGUACCUACCCUUGCAGACUUUGUGGUCGAUUUUGAUUUAGGUUUGUACGUAAUAGUUUUGACAGCUUGGUGUUCUCUUUUUUCAAUAUCAGGGACUGUGUUACCAAGUUUGGAUUCAUCUUUCAUUCGUCUGUAUCCUUGAGCAUUGCAUUUCAGGUUGUUGUUUUCUCUCUAUAUUGCUGCUUGUUGCUAGUCAAAGAUUGUACCUAUUAAGUUUGUAUUUGUAUUGCCUUGUUGUGUAAAUAUAUUUAGUUAUAAGCACUUAUGUGUUUACUUAUAAUAAGCAUGUUUUGGGACCUCCUGUGCAAAAUGCAUUGAUUUUUGAAGUGCUAUCGUGCUGAUUCUAGGUGUAAAUUAUCUAGGUUUAUUGUUCAGUCCUCUCGGAAUGAGGAUGUAUUUUUAUAGUAGGAACUUCAUAUUUAAUUUACAUAUUUAUCUUUGUAAAGAUUUUCCACGGAGACCAUAUUCAUUAAUUAUCAAUUUAUUUUAAAAAAGACACAUUUGCUUCCUCAGUACCAGUCUAGUGUACUUUAUUAGCUAUUAAGAUAAACAAAUCAACUUGACAUAACAAUACAUCUGAGUUUUUCUCAGUUGUUGUCUGUAUGUAUUUAUUCAUUGGUCUGUCGAUCUUUAUUGAGCUGUUACUGUUUCUCUUCUUUAAGUGAGCUCUUUUUUUUUUCUCAGUACAUCUCUGUAUAACAAGAAAUCCUAAUGCCAGUCACAUCAUUGUUGAAAUAUAUUUUAGAAAGAAAAAAAGCAAACUGAACCCCAAAAACUUAGUUGAGAGAGUUCUGGACAGCAUCGUGACGAUGUAACUGCAGAAAAACGAAUUUAGCUUGUGUCGAUGUAGACUUCCUAUCACACUUUAUUCUCUAAAUGGAAAAUUACUCAACAAAAUUUCUAAAAAAAAAUGUUGGAAUUUUUCUGCUCUGCGUGAAAAGUAUUCUGUAAAAAUUUCAAGCAAUGAUGUUGACUCUAUCUCCUUUGAAAAACAAAAUGGGAACAGAGCUUUUGAAGCACCGCAAUCAAAAUACGCGUAUACCAUAAUGAAACAUCGCUUUGGAAGUAUAAUUUAACAGGAAUUUUCAUCAAGUAAAAGAAGAAUAUUAAUGGAAAAGUUAAAGGUCUCAUGAUGUCUGAGCCUUAGUUCAGCAAAAAAUUUCAUCAGAAAAUUGUGUCUGUUAAUUCAGUUCUUGCACAAAGACUCCUCCUCAUAGAUUUGCCUGUAAGGAGAUGAUUCAAAAGAUUUAUAGUACUUUUAUAUUAAUUCAGCAUAAUUAUGUAAAAGGACAAAAUAUAAGUGAAAGUUUUGUUCAAAGGUCAGGGAAAGUCAGAGAAUUCGAAAUUUUGGAGUCAUCGGAGAGCAAAAAAGUUGAGGGUUUGGAAUACAGAAAAAUAAUGGAAACCUUGUGUGUCGUUUUUACCAGCGGCUUUUGAUAAAGAUUUAAAUUUUCGGAUAAUUCAUGUCUUCAAUAGGCUUCACUGAACGCUCUCUACCAUAGAACUGUGUAACAAUUAUUUUUCUUAUUUAGUUGUAGUUGUCACUUACAUUCACACUGAUAACCCUCCGUGUCUGUUGUAAGUAGAUUAUCUGAUACCAUAAGGUACUUCUGAUUGACUUAACAAAUCUGUGCUUCCCACCUACGUCUUACUUUCGUCUUAUUUAACUUGCUUGAAUUUUCAUCAGAAGUUCCUUUCUUUCAAAUUUUUGUUCUUUGUAUGUACUGUUUGUUUUUGAGCAAUCGAUUUUGAACAUAUCCUAGAGAGUUUUUGCUUAGUAACUCAACUGACUGUUGAGAAAAAAAGUCGAUUUCUAAGACUUCGAUAGUUUUGUACUUCAAAUUAAGGGACAAAAGAUGUAGAACAGUUAGUAAUAUAAGUAUCCAAAUAAGAAUGAAUCAAAGUUGACAUUAUUCAAUGCAAGUUGAGUUUCUCAUAAAGGAGGGUACUUUUGUAAAGGCUGAUUAAUUUUCAUUGAAGAGGAAGGGCUUAAAAGAGGAGCGGUUGUCACGAAUAAUCAUAAAUAGGAUCAAAAGAGAACCUUAGCCGACUUUUGCAAUUAUUGAAACUGUUACGGCAAAUGAUUCUCUUUUCGUUGUAGCAACGGUAUGUGUUGUCAGGAUGUCAAAAUUAAAGAGACAUGGAAAGUAUUUCACUGGAAAAAUUAUUUUCACAUUCUUAAUUUUGUUCUCAAAGUUAUAAUCUUUUAGUGCCAAAAGAGUAAUCAAACUUUUAAAAAUUUUGAUUUUUUUUACGAACUUUCUUUGAAAUGCUUAGAGAUGUAUCUUCAAUGUGUAAAUGCUCAAGUUGCAAAUUUUUUAUCUUGCAACCUGAAUUUUUUUCAAAACUUCAUCCAGAAGUGUCAGGAUUGGCCCCUAAGGAAAUCAAUUUAAUCUAAAUAGAGGAAACUCUUCAAUUACGUACCACAGCUACCCUGAAAAUACCUUAAUAUUUACAAAAGCUUUAAAUCAUGGAAUGUGAAAUGAUAAAAUCGAAUUUUACUAAGAUUUUCAUUCAAACUUGUCCAAGAAUUUCAUCACUUCAUUUUCGUAGGCAUCUCUUACGAAAUAUGAAUACCAUUCAAGAACAUAUUAUAAUGAUCCUUACUUUAGCUUAGAGGGAUUUUCCCUCUUUCUAUAUAUAUGUACCUACUGAUAAUCCCCUCAAUGAUACCCUUUUUUCUGGGCUUCGUUCUUUAACUCACGAGAAGGAGUACAUAAGACCCCCAUUCCACUAGUUAUCUAUCCUGUAUUUUUGACUUUACUGUUUGUGAUAAUUAGAAAGUAAUUUUAGGUAUUCCUUUUUUCUUUUUUAAUAGAAAGUUUUAUUUUGUCACACUGUGAACAUGCUUGCCUGGUUCUAAACUUUUGUUAUGUAUGUACAAAGUAUACAAAAUUUCCCAGCAACUUCACUUGCUUAUGUUUUUAUCAGAAUAUUCUUCCUUCUCUCCCUGAAACUUUUUAUCUGUACAGUUUCUACUUGACUCAUGUUACAGACACAAUGCUAUUUUUGAUGAAGUAGGUUUUUUGCCCUCUCUUCACUUUUACCGAUGGACCCCAAGUAUUAUUUUGAACCGAGAAAACUGAAAACUGUAUUUUGCGAUUUAUUCAGUUUGCAAAUGGUUUUAUCAUCUCCGGAUCACCUGAGGUUCCCUUUGCAAGAAUUCCUCUUUGUAAAACACUGAACAGUUUUUUUUUAAUUUUUGUGAUCCCUUCUUUUUUUUCUACCAAAGUGUCUAUUUUUUGAUCCGGAAAAAUUGUCAUUUGUAUAUUUGUAUUAACCAGUCUGAUGAAUCUUGUGAUUUCUCGCUUGAAUGUUACAGAAUAGAAAAAUAUUUAAAGUAA